Manduca sexta (tobacco hornworm) is the source of this 2551-nucleotide messenger RNA. Its product is annotated as zinc finger BED domain-containing protein 4. Gene Ontology annotation, molecular function: protein dimerization activity. Bases 495 to 2180 code for a protein of 561 amino acids. The record is from RefSeq and is a predicted model, not a curated record. Lineage: Eukaryota; Metazoa; Arthropoda; Insecta; Lepidoptera; Sphingidae. The transcript has a single exon.
UAACUUAUUUGCUUCCCUUUUUGACAGUUUGCGAAUCGCGCUUGCACGGCGCACAACUAGUACUGUAACUCGGCAUUAGUUCGCGCAUUCCUGAUCAGUUGUUUGUAAAUACGAUAACCACUUCGGAGUUCGUAUUACUGUUUACUACGAUUGAGUUAUUAUCUAGUGACGUGCUUAUUAGGUAUGUACUCUCCAUGACGUAUUUUAAGGACUCGAAUCUCAAGGUGAUUUGAAAAAUAGACCAAUGCUUGAGUAUAAGUGUAAUUGGGUUAUUUACGAUAGAAUCUGUUAAUAAGAUUAUUUACCAGUAAAAAUAAAGUGGACAAUGAGUAACCGAGUGCAUACAAGCAAACGACGAAGUCAUAUAUGGGACCAUUUUAAAUAAAUAAACAAGAAAAGAGUGAAAUGUGUACAUUGCUUUCAAAUAAUUUGUGUCGGUGCGGUCAUCUGAAGAUUUGUUCAGACAUAUAUCACGUAAACACAGCACAAUAAGUAUGACGCCGGUUAAAAAACCAGCUAUAAAAAUCGCUGAAACCAGCGGAUACCAUUCACCGGACUCGAGUUCAUCUCGUUCUUCCACCAUGCAAGUUGUUUCACCAACUAUCUUACAAGGUACCGCAGACUUCCCAGCCAUGGACAAUAAUGAUUCAAAAAUAAAUUUAAACGUAAACUCAUCCCUAGAGGUGGAUCGCAUACUGUUAAAAAUGGUAUGCAAAGACUAUCAUCCAUUUGGUAUCGUCGAAAAAGAAGGAUUUAAACGGUUAAUACAAGCACUAAAUCCGAAUUACAAGUUGCCAACAAAAAAAACAUUGUCCAAUCGUCUCCUGAAUAAAUACUAUUACGAAGUUCGCUCGUUUGUAAUAGAAGAAAUUAACACUGCACAAGCAAUUUGUAUCACCACCGAAGGCUGGACAUCUGUAAACAACGACUCAUUUAUAGAUAUCACAGCGCAUUUUAUAAACGAAGAAAACAUUUCAAAAAGUUACUUUUUAGAUUGUGUACAAUAUGCAAAAGACAAUACAGCCAGCAAUUUAACAACAAGUUUGCAAUCUGUGUUUGAAACAUGGGACAUCCAAAAUAAAAUUGUUGUUAUUGUCAGCGACAACACACCAAACUUAAGAAAUGCUGUGAGAUUGGGAUGUUGGGAAUCAAUUGGUUGUUUCGCCCAAAAAGUAAAUGUAUUUUUACAAGAUGCGCUGGGAAUUAGAAACUUAGAUGAGAAUAAUGCGACGCCUAAUACAAUCGCUGAAAUAAUUUCAAAGGUUAAAAUUAUAGUGCAAUACUAUAGGAACACUGCUCAAGCAAAGAAGAAAUUAAUGGAAGUAGCAAAAAAUAUUGGAAUAGCAAAGUUUAAGUUGAAGCAAGGCUCUCCUAUGAGCUGGAAUAACACAUAUGAAAUGUUAGACCAAUUUUUAAAAUUGAAAGAAUGCAUUAUUUCUUCUUUGAGCAUGUUGAGGGAUGACCUUUUGCCAUCUCAACAUGAAUGGGAAGUCAUUGAAAGGGCAAUGCCCAUAUUGAAGUUGUUUUAUGAUGUGACCACAGACAUUUGUACUGAAAAAUUAACACUUUCAAAAACACCAUUUUAUUAUCAAUUUAUGAUGAAUCAUAUAAUGGAACAAGAUCAAAUGUAUUUCACAGAGGGUAUACCUGGAGAAAUUUCUCAACUAAUCUGUAAUUUAAAAGCAGAGUUUGCUAAAUUGCAAGAUCCUGAAACGGAUAUGAUAACAUCGGAAGCAACCAUUUUAGACCCAAGAUUUAGAAAUUUAGCUUUCAAAAAGCCUGAAAAUUAUGAAUGGGCGUUAAAACAUUUAAAAGGCAAGUUAAUAUCCCAACAAUCAUACACAUUCUCUCCAAAAAUACUGUCUAUAUGGGAUGACCUGGACUUAGAAUAUGCCUUAUCCUUACCAGAAAACACCACAGCCCCUGGCAUACUUGAGCUCGAAAAAUACAUGCAGGAGGAAUAUUUGCCUCGAGAAAAAGAUCCCCUAGAAUGGUGGGAAAAGAACAAAAAUACAUACCCACAUCUUUAUAAAUAUAUGAAAAUUAGAUUAUGUGUACAAGCUUCAUCGGUUCCCUGUGAUCAAAUAUUUGCAAGGGCAGGCCAUGUCAGAGACAAGAAUAGGUGCCGUCUAGGCCUUUCAAAAUUGAACAAACUAUUAUUUUUGCAUUACAAUAUGUGAUUUAAAAAAAAUAGUUAUUUUCCUUUUCUAUAGCUAUAUUCAAAUGAAUAACGCCAAAAUAAAGCCACAUACUAAAACUAUUAUUCCUAAAUAUCAAUAUUAUCUGAUUUUAAUUAAAUAAUUACAAUGUUAUUAUUGCUGCGCAUUUGAAAAUAUCCCUGUUGGCAGAUAUUCCCCCAUCUUUGAUAUGUAAAUAUCUUAAGGAUAUUCUUAAACAAAAUAUAUUUUAUUAAUUACAAUAUGUGAUUUUAACAAAAUGAUUAUACAGUAAUUAGUUAAAAAAAAUAUUGUUUGCUCACGGGUAUUCGCCCAUCUUUGUUAUUUCUUUAUUUGUUUUACUUAUGCCAAAAUAAAACUUUAUUCAAUUCUUA